CUUUACCCAGAUGUCUUGGACAGCAUGGCAAGGUUCAGCAUCCAAGGAGUUUUCAACUACAGCAUGCUGACCCUGUCUGACCACGAGAGGGUUUUGUACGUUGGAGCGCGAGAGGCUUUGUUUGCCCUGGACCCCAACGAUAUCAGCCGACAGCUACGUCCACAGAUCGACUGGCCGGCCCCCCAGGAUAAGAAGAGGGAGUGUGUCGACAAAGGGAAGAACAACCAG
This is a messenger RNA of Nematolebias whitei (Rio pearlfish), 228 nucleotides long. Its product is annotated as semaphorin-4C. Gene Ontology annotation, molecular function: semaphorin receptor binding; chemorepellent activity. Lineage: Eukaryota; Metazoa; Chordata; Actinopteri; Cyprinodontiformes; Rivulidae. Gene Ontology annotation, biological process: negative regulation of axon extension involved in axon guidance; axon guidance; negative chemotaxis. The record is from RefSeq and is a predicted model, not a curated record.